CAAUUCUGAUUCAAAUAAUUAAAAACUUUGUGCCUCAUUAUGCAUCAUAACUGACCCUACUAAUCUUUCGUAAACAAUUGAUGGCCUUAUGACGCCUGAAGAACCAUUUUGGAAACACCAAAUUCAUCAGAUGAUACACGGCAUUGCCUUGAAGAAUGUUAAACCUUACAUUUGUAGUAUAUUAAUCACUACUGGUGAAAAUUAUUCUUUGCUAGUACUUACAUACUAUUAACUCUUUAUUAGUGUGAACAAUCUCUCAAAGGAGGUAUGAUACUACUGAUGUGUAGAUAAGGAACAAGGAAUCUCAUGACAAGUCUGAAUGCUACUUUGUUUUCUAACUGGACAAAUAAAAAGUUUUCCUUGUCCAGUUCACAUGUCGGAAUGUGAAAAUUAGUUGACAAUGCCUUAUGGGUGAAGAAUAAUCGUUGAAUUGAGACAUAAUAUUUUAGUAUUUAAAAGUUAGCUUUCAUGGUAUACUUUUUUUUCUUAUUUAAUUUGUCGAUUCUCUAUGCAUGGAAACUAACAAGGCAGCUUCCCACCACCACCAAGAACUACCUCUUGGAUUCCUUGUUUUAUUGAAAAAAAUUAGUUAACAUUGUCUGUGCUCUCAUUAGAGCUGAUUUUGCUAUCCCAAGAGAAUGAAAUUUCAAUUAGAAGUAUUUGAGAAUUGAUAUGUAAGUGUCCUUGGUUGACGAUGAUUGAUUAGUGAUAGAAAGUGAAGUCCUGCGCAAUAGCUAUUGUUGAAUUUGGAAGGUAGAAUAUGUUCCUGGCAUAACCAACAAUGUUCUUUUUUACUUUUAAUAUUUUUUUAAAGAAGUGAUAUUCCAAAGUAGUGCAUCUUGAACUAUAUAAAUUCUAAGGCCUCUUUGAAAUUCCGAGUCAUUCUUCAAGGUUUGUCAUCACAGGUUCUUCCAAUAUGGCAACUAGUAAACAGCUUGCUAAGAAAUACGAAGCAGAUUGUCAAUACCUUCACCACUUAUUUUCUGGUUACUCUGCAUCUAGGGAUGAGGCAAGGGCAGCAGUGGAGAUCUUCACGCACAGAAACACAGAAGAGCUAAAACUCAUUUGCCAGGCCUAUCGCGCUCUUUAUAGUUGUGAUCUCUUUCACCUCCUCACCAGACAUAACACUACUUUUGCAAGGGUGGCCUAUCUUCGCGCUAGUGAGCCUUCUAAUCUGGAUGCGGAGAUAACUAGGGAAGCACUCUUUGGUACGGCUUUGAACACCGAUGUGCUCAUAGAGAUCAUUUGCACUCGUUCUUCAUCGGAACUUGUCUCCACCAAGCAAGCCUACCAAGCUAGAUACAACUCCAAUCUCGAGCGUGAUGUUUCAUUUAAAAUUAACGGUAACAUAAAGGAGGUUCUUUUGGCAGCCUUAAACUCGAACAAAUAUAAUGGAGGAAGAGUUGACACAAGUAUGGCUAUGUGUGAUGCAAAGACACUUUACGAGGCGAUUGAAAGCGGAAAAUACAUUGAUCAGAGGUGCAUCAUUUUGGUGCUGAGUCAGAGAAGCACUGAUCAAAUUAAAGCAAUUCUUUCCUCAUACAAGCAACUCUACGGCCGCGAAUUCACAAAGUUUCUGAAGAAAGAGAAAUGUGGGGAGUUUGGCCAGCUUCUUCGCGGAGUGAUCCAAUGCAUUCAGUUUCCUGAGAAGCACUUUGCGAAGCAACUUCGCAAGAGAUUGAAAGCCGGAGAUGCGCGAGAGGUUCUGAUUCGGACCGUCGUGACGAGAUCAGAAAUUGAUGUCAGGAACAUAAACAGAGUUUUCACUGCAAAAACUGGAUGGACGCUAGAAAGUGUCAUUAGGAAUGAGUUCAGCAACAGCAGCUCUUAUAAUGACAAAUUGUAUUACUCUGUUGGUGAUUUCCUUGUUGCACUCCUCGAACAGUCAUGCUGAUGUUAUGCUUCUAUUUACUUGGCUAUUUGCUGCUUUCAAUGCAGAUACAAUAUCUUAAUGAAUAAGAAACUGAUUAUAAAGAGGAGAUUUGCUGUCA
Messenger RNA from Ananas comosus (pineapple), 1991 nucleotides. Its product is annotated as annexin D7-like. The coding region runs from base 917 to 1894 and encodes 325 amino acids. NCBI's taxonomy places the organism in Eukaryota, Viridiplantae, Streptophyta, Magnoliopsida, Poales, Bromeliaceae. Gene Ontology annotation, molecular function: calcium-dependent phospholipid binding; calcium ion binding. Gene Ontology annotation, cellular component: cytoplasm. The record is from RefSeq and is a predicted model, not a curated record. The transcript has 4 exons.